AACUUUCUUACUCCUUAAAGAGAUAUUUCAAAUUGAGUAAAGCAUAGUUUUGUUUAAAGUUUUGCUCGCCCCUCUUUCUUUGAAAAAGUUGAUUUCGGACGUGUCUGUAAAAAUACUCAAUCAAAUAUUUACAUAUUUUCUUAUAAAUCUAAAUGCUGUUUUAUGUCUUAACCUAAUUUGGUUUUUAAGUGAGUGUUUUGAGGUUGAGAUGAAUGGAAUUUUUAUGUAGAAGUAGGGUUCGAUAGAGCCUCAUCUCAAAGCAUUUAUAAACAAAAAUUUGAUGGCCAAAACUAUAAGAGGAUACUAAGCAAGAAAAUGGUCUAUUUAGCAUAGCAAUUGUACCUUUUUGGUUUAAAUUUGAAAAUAUUGAGUUUUGGAAAAAAUCAAAAUGCUCUACCUAGCUAACAUUGACAGACGGGUACCGUAUGGUUUUUGUCUGGGCUUACGGGAACGGGAUUUUGAAGGCAUGUUUAAGAAUAUUCCUGCAUGGUGCAAUCUGACUGUUGACAAUAUUUGCAUACUGAUACGAGUAAAAGUGACUUCAACAACCAGAAUGUAUUUGAUAAAUAUUAGUAAUGACAGCUCAUAUCGAAACGAGAUAUUGUGUAAAGAGGUAUUCAAAGAAGUCGUUUUAACAACAUUGGAAAAGCCUCCAAUUCCCGAGAUAACCGUGAAAGCAUUCGAUACAUGAUUAAAGAAUCGUUUAAAAGUUUGCUUAAUUUCGACAGUGUAAUAAUAAUUAUUAUUUUUUUGAAAUAAACCAUUCAAGUU
Molecule: messenger RNA, 771 nt
Organism: Hydra vulgaris (swiftwater hydra)
Lineage: Eukaryota; Metazoa; Cnidaria; Hydrozoa; Anthoathecata; Hydridae
Source: RefSeq, a predicted model, not a curated record